Molecule: messenger RNA, 1199 nt
Organism: Geodia barretti
Lineage: Eukaryota; Metazoa; Porifera; Demospongiae; Tetractinellida; Geodiidae
Source: the annotation of a GenBank genome assembly
ACAUCGGGAUGCAUUCUGGACGGCCGGUUGGGCAACCGGACAACAAACCGUCCGAAGAUGUCGGGUGCUGAAAGACGACCGCCAAGUGUGUCGUUUGAAACAGCGCUUCGCAUCCUUCGCAGCACAUUCCACUUCGAAGACGUCCUCCAGUCGUCCUUCAAGGAACUACCCUGCUACGACGACCGCCACUUUUACUUCGAGGGCCGGUUGAUUCCAACGGCGCAGCGCCGCGACGCGGAUGACGGAACUGCCGGGAAAUUCGAACGGUUUGUAUUGCGCACCAGCAACCUAAUGUUCCCCGCUGGACUGGUAGAGGGGUUGAACGCUCUAAUGCUCCACCUAUCGUCUCGUGGAAUCAACUGCAGUCGACCGAUCGCCAGUCGAGUAGGUCGCUACAUGGAGAUGAUUCCUGGUAAGAAAAUCUCUCAGACCGGCCACUACCCACAGGAGUAUCCAGUCAGAGUGCUUCAGUUUGUAUCCGGUUUACUCAUGAGCGAGUUAGAUGCUGAGUGUUUAACACCUACAUUUCUCUACAGUGUGGGCCGCUUUGCUGGCAAAGUAGAUGCAGCACUACAGGAUUUCAGUCAUCCAGCAAUAGAGGAUUUCGUGAACGAGUGCUGGGACCUACAGCACUUCUCCUGCCUCAAAAGGUACAUCUCGUCUCUGUCGGAGAAGAAGAAAAUAGCAAUGGCCAACUCUGUCAUGAAACUGUACGAGGAGAAAAUAGAGCCCAUGCUGCCUAGCAUGAAGAAAGGUGUGAUUCAUGGUGAUCUAAAUGGAAAGAACAUCAUAGUACAGCAAUCAGAAAAUUCUGCCGCAAUAGUAGGACUCAUUGAUUUCGGAGAUUGUGUGCAUUCCUACUAUCUCUUCAAGCUGGCCAUACUGGUAGCCCAUAGGUAGCCGACAGGCGUGGAGGGGGAACAUGUGUAUGCGACUGAACCAGAGAACAUGCACAUGCAGCACUACAUUCCUAAUGCCUGGAAGUUGCUCUCUCAACUGCUGCCUGUGUCUAAAGACAAUGUAGAGGCAUCGUGGUAUAUUACCAGUGUUGAACCUUGUUUCGUGUUUGAGUUCUGCGCAUGCACAUCUUUGCGUCAUUUUCUGUGUGUACGCACAUUGCAGCUGUGUAGUUCGCACCUUGCAUGGGCCGUGGAUAAACCUUAACUAGAGAUGCAGAUUAGGCAGAUCAUGAGCUAAGA